AUGAAUCUGUUGGUGCUCUCCCCCAGACGUGUUAUCAUGAGCCCCUCUUUGGCAAGCGUGGCGGCGGCGGUAGCUGUGAUGCUGGCAGUGGCUUCCGAGGGCCGCCCCAGGACCAUCGUGGAUUACAACGCGGGGUCCCAUUCGCGCAGGGAGUCCGGCCUUCCCGGGGUCGCCGUCGAGGGAGAGUACAGAUGGCGAACACCAAACGGCCAAGAAAAUGUAGUGCGUUACACCGCUGACAAGAAUGGCUACGUCGCGCGUGGCAAUGUCGUGCCGGGACACUACGACCCCCUCGGGAACCCAAGGCUCGUGCAAAACUACUACCUGACUCCUCUCGAGGCCUCUGCUGAAGCUCCCGCCCAAGGCCCUAGUGAGGCUGCCGAGGCCGGCAACGAUCACGUUUUGAUGACAACAGUGGAAGACGCUGAAGACAGCCCUGUUGAAGAAGGAACUGAUGAUGCCAUCGACGAGAAAAUAAAUGAAAUCCUUGUUGAAAAAGCCGCAGAGGACGUCCCGGCUGAAGAGGUAGCUGAAGAUACUUCUGGUGGUGACGCAGCUGAAGAUGUCUCUGAUAAAGAGAUAGCUGAUGAUGCUCCUGCCGAAGAGGUAGCUGCAGAUGCCUCCAAUAAAGAAGCAGCUGAGGAUGUUCCUGCCGAUGAUGUAGAUGAAGACAGAGACGCAGAUACAAAUAUUUCAGAUGACGCUCAAACAGAGGCUGCUGAUGAAGUUGAUUCAACUCGCGCCGAAAAGGCUGUCCCUGCUGCAGAAAUGGCGGGCAUGAAUGCUAUCAUCUUCCCCGACGACCCUUCCCCUUCUGUACCCUUUGUGGAGGCAGUGGAAGGGAUGCCGGAGGCGGAGGCUAACGGGAUGAAUGCCAUUAUUUUCCCCGAUGAUGUACCUGUUGGAGAAAUGACGGAACCCGAACUUUCGACGGAAGACGCCCCUGCCGUCGAGAUGGAAGACCAACCCGAUAUGAACAUCAUUCCGGCGACGGAAAUGUCCGUGGGUGAAGAAUCGGGCGCGCCUGAGAUUGCUGUGCCAGACGAUUCAGCCACGGAUGAGAGCGCCGCUGAAGAGGGGCUUCUUGCCACUGAAGCGCCGGAGGAGAUGACUGCAGUCCACUUAGUAAGUGGCCAGAUCAUCUUAGACCCUGUUGGGGUAUGGGUGUGUUGGGCUGAUUAUUUUGAUCAGUUGUACCAAGUUAAUCCACCACCAACUAACCUGGAUGCAGGCACUGUCGAGAUUCUUUCCCUUUCCCACCCAUCAGCAAGGAUCCACCCUCCUAACUCAAGUUGGGGAAUAAUCUCUAAGUUGAAGAGUGGUAAAGCAUCAGAUAACUGCGGCAUCCCAGCUGAAUUGUUAAAGGUUGGUGGAAAACCUAUGGCGAGGGGCGCCAAGUCGCAAGUGAUAAUAUGA
Molecule: messenger RNA, 1416 nt
Organism: Penaeus chinensis
Lineage: Eukaryota; Metazoa; Arthropoda; Malacostraca; Decapoda; Penaeidae
Exons: 5
Coding region: 1-1416 (471 amino acids)
Source: RefSeq, a predicted model, not a curated record